AUGGCUACCACAAUGUGCCAGUGCCUGGGCUUCACCGUUGCUUCACUGGGCUUUGCCGGGACCAUUGUAGCCACUGCCUUGAACAUGUGGAGCACUCAGGAUCUCGGUCAGGAUCUGGUGACUUCAGUAUACAACUACAUGGGACUGUGGAGAACGUGCGUACAACAGUCGUCGGGCUUCACAGAAUGUCGCCCCUUCUUUACUGUCUUAGGGCUUCCAGCUACAUUCCAAGCCGUCCGGGCUCUGAUGAUCGUCUCCAUCGUUCUCUCGCUGAUUGCUUCUCUGGUCUCCAUCCUGGCGCUCAAGUGCAUUCGCCUGGGAACCAUGGACGAUGCUGCCAAGGCCAACCUCACACUCACCUCUGGAAUCCUGUUCAUCAUCGCAGGGGUUUGCUGUGUAGCCGGAGUAUCAAUCUACGCAAAUAUGUUGGUGACAAAUUUCUGGAUGAUGAACACAUCAAUGCUUGGGGCUCAGGGUCCAGCUAUGCAGAGGUACACAUUUGGCUCUGCCUUGUUUGUGGGAUGGGUGUCGGGAGGCUUGCUCCUUAUUGGUGGAAUCGUGAUGUGCAUUGCCUGUAAAGGGCUGGUACCUGAAGAAACUCGGUACAAUUCCACUAUCUACAAGGCACCAAGCCGAGGACACCCCUACAAGUCCGGCUACAAAACCAGCACCCACUACGAAACAGAAAUGGCACCAGUAAAGAGGACCUAUCCCGAUGACAAGUCCACCUACAACCGAGGCACCAAUGAGGAAACCAAACAAGGGAAAUACGAUUAUGUGUAA
Molecule: messenger RNA, 783 nt
Organism: Pristis pectinata (smalltooth sawfish)
Lineage: Eukaryota; Metazoa; Chordata; Chondrichthyes; Rhinopristiformes; Pristidae
Product: claudin-18-like
Exons: 5
Coding region: 1-783 (260 amino acids)
Biological process (GO): bicellular tight junction assembly; cell adhesion
Cellular component (GO): plasma membrane; bicellular tight junction
Molecular function (GO): structural molecule activity
Source: RefSeq, a predicted model, not a curated record